AUGUCUUGUCGAAGGGUAGUCCUUGGACUUGUGCUUUGGAUGGCCCAUCUUGUCUGGGACAGGGGCCUGCACAGUGGGAGGAAUGCAGCCAAACUCGUUGAUGGCAUGUGCCUACCACCUCUGUCGUUCCUGUCCCCCAAAAGGUUCGAAGUCCUUGCCUAUGACAUGGAUGAACCUCUCUCCACCAAAGUCUUCCCAAGUUCUGAUGAAAUCAGCUCACUUCCUAUCUACCCUGCUGAAGUUAGGCAUAUGUCCAACGAAUCCCUCAAUAUUCAAUUCAGUCUUCAUCCCAAUUCGGACUCAAAAUCCAAGGGAAGUAUCCUGCUCUCAGCUGAUUCCCAUGGACAUCUCCUUGUUGGAGAUCUGCAGUCCCAACUUCCAAAGUGCAUUAUUUCAUCUAUAUUCAAGCCCAAUGCUACCCUCUCCUCAGUCUUAUCCUGUGCCCCUUCACUUGUCUCUAACCAACAGUGUGGGAGGAAUGCAGCCAAACUCAUUGAUGGCAUGUGCCUACCACCUCUGUCGUUCCUGUCCUCCAAAAGGUUCGAAAUCCUUGCCUCUGACAUAGAUGAACCUCUCUCCACCAAAGUCUUUCCAAGGUCUGAUGAAAUCAGCUCACUUCCUAUCUACCCUGCUGAAGUUAGGCCCAUGUCCAACCAAUCCCGGAAGAUUCAAUUCAGUCUUCAUCCCAAUUUGGACUCAAAAUCCAAGGGAAUUAUCCUGCUCUCAGCUGAUUCCCAUGGACAUCUCCUUGUUGGAGAUCUGCAGUUCCAACUUCCAAAGUGCAUUGUUUCAUCUAUAUUCAAGCCCAAUGCUACCCUCUCCUCAGUCUUAUCCUGUGCCCCUUCGCUUGUCUCUAGCCAACAGUGUGGUACCUUAGUGGUGAUUGGUGGCACAUUUGAUAUUGCUCAAUAUCACAUUCCCAGAGAAAAUAAUCCAGAUGGGACAUGUGAAGGGCUAUAUGAAGGAGAAGAUCUUUAA
Molecule: messenger RNA, 978 nt
Organism: Darwinula stevensoni
Lineage: Eukaryota; Metazoa; Arthropoda; Ostracoda; Podocopida; Darwinulidae
Source: the annotation of a GenBank genome assembly